CAAAGAGUCCAUCUUUUCCUUAACAACCCCUGGAGUUUCCUUCUAGCCGCUUCUGGUUAACAAAGAGUCAAAGAACUGUCCGUUUAGAUCAUCUGUGAUUUUUUUCUGUGUCUCUUUUACCCAGAUAAGCUGCAAACCUGCUGGAAGCAAUGAAGAGGCCUUGGGGAGAGAGGCAAGAGGCCUUCACAGAGCCAGCCACCUACAUCCUGCUCCAGAACCUCCUUUCCCAGAAGGCAGGCCGCAGGCACCCCGGCUGCAGUGGGGACGCGGAUGUCCGCAGCACUGUCUUCUCCACUCCACCUGAGCUCCGGGCCCGCGCACAUUCACAAAGUUCUGGACCCCUGGGCGGCCUCGGGUAGCCGGGCGCGCUCGCCGGGGGCCGGCAGGUCUCGCUCCGAAGAGCCAGCUCUGCCCUGGGGCUGGCGCCGAGCGGCUCACGCCGCUCAGGCCGAGUCCCGCCGGGUGGCCCAGAGCCUCCGUUGUCCCGGCCACUCUCCCGAGAGGAGGGGACAUGAAGGAGAGGACGGCGGGGCGGGGCCUGCCACCCAAAGUCCCCAGCCCAGGGACGUCACGGUCCCAGGUGCGUGUGCGACGAGGGGCGGGAGUCCACCGCGCGCCUUCCUCCUCCGAGGAAUCCCCACCUCAGCGCCCACGACUCCGGCGGGCUCCCGGUUCCAUUUUUUCACGGCGGCCGCACCUGGCACCGCGCCCCGGGGCAGGGCGGCGCGGCGGUCGUGGAGAAAGACUGUCGGAGUGGGGGCUCCGGGGCGGAGCCGGGGUCGCGCCUGCGGGGACGCGGGGGAGCCCGCGGCGCCGAGCGAGACGAGCCGCCCCAGGCGAGGGCGCGGCGGCGGCGCAGACGCGAUGGCGCGGAGCGCGGAGGGCGCCGCGCUGCUUCUUCUGAUCUGCUUUAACUUUGGAAAUGGACUCCAUUUAGAGGCCUUAAACACAAGAAAUGAAAAUAAUCUGCUUCCUAAACACACUCACUUAAUGCGGCAAAAGCGUGCCUGGAUCACUGCCCCUGUGGCUCUUCGAGAGGGAGAGGAUCUAUCCAAAAGGAAUCCAAUUGCCAAGAUACAUUCUGAUAUUGCAGAAGAAAGAGGGCUAAAAAUCACAUACAAAUAUACCGGAAAAGGGAUCACAGAGCCACCUUUUGGUGUGUUUGUCUUUAAUAAAGACACUGGAGAAUUGAACAUUACCAGCAUUCUUGAUCGAGAAGAAACGCAAAGUUUUCUGCUCGUUGGUUAUGCUUUGGACGAAAAAGGAAACAACCUUGAGAAACCAUUAGAACUGCGCAUUAAAGUUCUUGAUGUCAAUGACAACGAACCAGUGUUCACGCAGGACGUCUUUGUUGGGUCUGUUGAAGAGUUGAGUGCAGCAGAUACACUUGUGAUGAAAAUCAGCGCAACAGAUGCAGAUGAGCCCAAUACCCUGAAUUCUAAAAUUUCCUAUAGAAUUGUAUCUCAAGAGCCUGCUUAUCCUCCAGUGUUCUACCUAAAUAAAGAUACAGGCGAGAUUUUUACGACCAGUUUUACCUUGGACAGAGAGGAACACAGCAGCUAUACUUUGACAGUAGAAGCAAGAGACGGCAAUGGACAAAUAACAGAUAAACCAGUAAAACAAGCUCAAGUUCAGAUUCGUAUUUUGGAUGUCAAUGACAAUAUACCUGUAGUCAAAAAUGCAAUGAAUGAAGGGGUGGAAGUUAAAGAAAAUGAAGCCAAUGUAGAAGUUACACGCAUAAAAGUGUCUGAUGCCGAUGAAAUAGGCUCUGAUAAUUGGUUAGCAAAUUUUACAUUCAUAUCAGGAAAUGAAAUGGGUUAUUUCCACAUAGAAACCGACACUCAAACUAAUGAAGGAAUCGUGACCCUUAUUAAGGAAUUAGAUUAUGAAGAAACGAAGAGUCUUGAUUUCAGCAUUAUUGUCACUAAUAAAGCAGCUUUUCACAAGUCAGUUAAGAAUCAGUAUAAGCCUACAUCCAUUCCCAUCAAAGUAAAGGUGAAAAAUGUGAAAGAAGGCAUUCAUUUUAAAAGUAACACAAUCUCCAUUCAUGUUAGUGAGAGCAUGGAUAAAUCAAGCCUAAGUCAAAUAAUUGGAAAAUUUCAAGCUUUUGACGAAGACACUGGACAAGUAGCCCACGUAAGAUAUGCCAGAUUGGAAGACAUGGACAACUGGAUCUCUAUGGAUUCUGUUACAUCUGAAAUUAAACUUGUAAAAAUUCCUGAUUUUGAAUCCAGAUAUGUCCAAAAUGGUACAUACACUGCAAAGAUUUUGGCAAUAUCAGAAAGUUAUCCAAGAAAAACUAUCACUGGCACCAUUGUUAUCACAGUGGGAGACAUCAAUGACAAUUGCCCCACUCUGGUUGACCCAGUGCAGAGUAUCUGUGAGGACGUGCAGUAUGUGAAUGUGACUGCAGAGGACCUGGAUGGGCACCGGAACAGUGAGCCUUUCAGUUUCUCCAUCAUCGACAACCCAGCUGGGAUGGCAGAAAAAUGGCAAAUAGUGCACCAAGAAAGUACCAGUGUGUUACUGCAACAAAAGGAGCAAAAGAUCGGGAGAAGUGAAAUUCAGUUCCUGAUUUCAGAUAGUCAGGGCUUCGUCUGCCCUGAAAAGCAGGUCCUUAAACUGACAGUUUGUAAGUGUCUGGACGGCAGCAAUUGUGUGGAAGCUCUGCGUGACUCCUAUGUGGGCCUGGGACCCACAGCAAUCGCACUGAUAAUUUUUGCCCUUCUGCUGUUGCUACUUGUACCGCUUUUACUGCUGAUGUGCCAUUGUGGAGAGGGUGCCAAAGGCUUCACCCCCAUUCCGGGCACUAUAGAGAUGCUGCAUCCUUGGAAUAACGAAGGGGCGCCACCUGAAGACAAGGUGGUGCCACUGCUUCUGACAGCAGAUCAUGGAGAGAGCGUAGCAGCAGGCAGUGGAGUGGGAGGAGGUAUGACAACCAAAGAAACCAUCGUGAAAGGAAGCAGCUCUGCUUCCUUCGUCAAAGGGCAACAUGAGAUGUGUGAGGUGGAUGGAAGGUGGGAAGAACACAGAAACUUCAUUUCUGCUGCAGUUGCCCAAGUGACAGGGACAACAGGAGCCAACAUGGGUGCUGAGACUUUAAGGAGCACAAGAGUCAUGGGGUCUUCCAGAGACAUGGCCGGAGCUCGAACAGCUGCUGUUGCAGUGAGCGAGGAAUUCUUAGGAAGUUAUUUCGCUGAGAAAGCUGCUUCUUAUACUGAGGAAGAUGACAUUCACAUAGCCAAAGAUUGCCUUCUGGUUUAUUCUCAGGAAGACACUGCAUCUCUACACGGCUCCAUCGGCUGUUGCAGUUUUAUUGAAGGAGAGCUCGAUGAUCACUUUCUAGAUGAUUUAGGGCUUAAAUUCAGGACACUAGCCGAAGUUUGCUUGGGUCAAAAGAUAGACAUGGAUGUGAAAGUUGAGCAGAGGCAAAAACCUGUGGGAGAAUCAAGUAUGAAGGCAGCUUCACAUUCAUUCGAUGAGAAAACUAGGAUUCACACAGAGAAUGCCUACUCCCCGGGCAGUAGCUUUCAAGUUCCCAAACCUUCGCAUGAAGCAAAUGCGGAGAAAGUAACUCAGGAAAUAGCCACUGAAAGAUCCGUAUCUUCUAGGCAGAGUGAGAAGGUAGCUACACUGCUCCCUGAUCCGUUGGCUUCUGGCAAUGUUGUAGUGACAGAAACUUCCUAUGCCACAGGCUCCACGAUGCCACCAAGCACCGUGAUCCUGGGUCCUGGACAGCCACAGGCCCUCAUCGUGACGGAGCGGGUGUAUGCUCCAGCCCCUCCCUUGGUAGACCAGCACUAUGCUAAUGACGGUAGUGUCGUGGUUACCGAGAGAAUAAUACAGCCUAACGGGGGCAUCCCUGGUCCCCUGGAAGGCACUCAGCCUCUGCCAGAUGCACAUUAUGUGAUGGUGAGGGAGAGAGAGAGCUUCCUCGCCCCCAGCCCAGGCAUGCAGCCCACUCUGCCCAUGCCUGGUGUGGCAGCAGGACAGAACGUGACAGUGACAGAAAGAGUACGAACAGCUGUCCCCACGCUGCAAUCCAGUUACCAGAUUCCCGCUGAAACCUCUGUGAUGGCCAGAAAGACAGAGGUUUCUGGAGCCAGAGGCCCUGGCUCUCUGCCAAAUUUCAGUUUAGAGGAGUCUGGUCAUUCUAAUUCUGCUGUAACCAGAGUCUCCAAGCACAGCGUCGUGCAGCAUUCCUACUCCUCAACCCCUGUCGACCGCAGUCUGACCCAGAGUUUAGCUAGCAGUGACUGACUUCAUGUUUCCAACGGACCUCUCUUUUGAUGAGCCUCCGGUCGUAAGACACGUACACACGGGGCUUGACACUUUUCUCAGUCACUAACACACAGCCGACCUCGCUGUCCCAGCCUCCAAGUGUGUCCUUCACAAAUGCUCCAGGGCUCACUGGGGACAUAACGAUGAGACUGUGUCUUAAGUGCCUUUUAAUGAGUUAUGUCCAGACAGUUAUGGCCAGAAAGCAGGUUAAAGAGAGAGUAAAUCUGGCUUUAAGAGUUUGCCACAUUGACACAGAGUGUCCACUGCAUGAGCUCUCCAGUAGAGCCAUCCCUGAAACUGACUGGGAGUCUUUGCAUUCACGGUCCACACUGCCGUUCUCUAUUCCAUGCUUUACUGCACCUGGCAGGUUAUCCACACGUUUAUCCAAAAAUAUGAGCACAGCCUGGACAACUGGUUUUGCUUGUUUUCUUUCUAGACUAGGAGCCGGGCCUUUUAAUCUGUUAGGCUGACUGAAUUAUGGAACGUUGGCAUGAUAAAGAACACACGUAGAUUUCUGUGCAUAUGUGUAGUAGGACUUUAGAAAUAGCAUUAUCGCUUCCCUUUGCCUCCCCCAAAUCAUGAAAAUAAUGAAUACUUCAAAUUCAGUUGAAUGAUCCAGGGCAAAAUUCAUAAAUAUAAAAUCGCUCUACUUUUUAUAGUAAUAAUACACUAUUUUUUUAAAACUCAGGAUACAUUAUCUUCUAAUCUUGUACAGCUAAAUUAACCACGAGACUGGAUUCUCCACUGUGAUAAGAACCUGCCCGUUUGAUUGCUAUAUAUCCUUAGUACAUAACAUGAGUGCCAAAUAAAUAUUUGUGGAAUUAAACCAAAUUUUAGAAACCAUUCUCUUUUAUAUACAAUUAUAAGAAAAAUACUGGAAAACCCUAUGGUAUCAGUAAUUAUGAGUUUGAAAUUAUGAUUUUAUUCUAUGUCUCAAGGUCACUGACUGGCCAGUCAUGACUUACUUCAUGAAUAUUAAAUAUUCAGUUGAACUAUUGAACAAAGCCUGAAUUUGUACGUUAUCCUCGCCUUUCAUUGUGAAAAGUUAUUUGGGUAUUUUGGCCUUUAAGUAGGUUAUGUUUUCAUUGCUCCUUGAAGAAAUAGAGCAUUUAAGGUUUCAGAGUAUAUAUAUAUAGCCAUAUAUAGUCAGAAAUAUUUUUGACUUGAAUUAUGUUAUACAAAAGAUUGAUAUGUUUUGCUCCUACUGACUGACUGUGUAUGGGUAAAAGACAAAUAUUUUUAAAUAUCGUAAGUCUGUGGCCAAGAUGAAGGUCAAUCUUCCAUGAUCUAAAUUUUUUACUCUCUACUUAGUAUUUGCAGCUUUUUUUUUUCAUUGCAGACUUAGUAGUUAUAUUUUGCCACGUAUGCAACAGGAAUAUCAUUACUGCGUGAAAUGUAAAUAUGACCUAUGUACCCCAAACAAACCAAAGAUGGUCUUAACCAUCCUCCCCGGACAGACUUGGAAAACCUAACCUGUCUCCUGUAUGCAGCAUAAUCACAUUUUCUAAACGGUUUUUUGUACCUGAAACGGUGAUUUGUAUUAGGUCUUACCUUUGUUCCUUGGGAGAUUAUAUUUGUAUGUGUAUCAUCAUAAAAUAUUUAAAUAAAAAGAUGACCUUUGAGCAA
Messenger RNA from Neofelis nebulosa (Clouded leopard), 5907 nucleotides. RefSeq names its product desmoglein 2 (gene DSG2). Gene Ontology annotation, cellular component: desmosome; plasma membrane. The record is from RefSeq and is a predicted model, not a curated record. Gene Ontology annotation, biological process: homophilic cell-cell adhesion. Gene Ontology annotation, molecular function: calcium ion binding. Lineage: Eukaryota; Metazoa; Chordata; Mammalia; Carnivora; Felidae.